Messenger RNA from Magallana angulata, 2232 nucleotides. RefSeq lists its product as uncharacterized. Lineage: Eukaryota; Metazoa; Mollusca; Bivalvia; Ostreida; Ostreidae. Bases 190 to 2232 code for a protein of 680 amino acids. The record is from RefSeq and is a predicted model, not a curated record. Gene Ontology annotation, biological process: regulation of apoptotic process. The transcript has 10 exons.
AGGUUAAAGCUCCUCGCAAUGCAGGCUAUCUUACGAGGAUUUUAGAAUGGUAUUUCAAACCUCCUUUUGUGAGUUCAUCGGGUAUGAACAUGCCUCCAUACGUAGAAGUAUAAAGACAGACGAAGAGGUACAUGGUUCACUGGCUCCACAAACGUUUGGAUAAACGAAAAUCACUGUAAAGGAUUUUGUAUGGCUGUUGAAUGUACCCAAGUAUUGCCAAUGGCGAAUAUGCCUCUUGAAAGUACACGGACCAGCACUCUUUCCACCAAUGAUAUCAACCAUAAUUGUGUAGAUGUGACAACCGUUCAUGAAGCCGUCAGAAAAGCGUUUGGGUUCAUAAAAGAAAAUCUCAUGUUUGACAUUUUGCAAGAUGAACUUGUGCAGCGAAAACUACUUCUUGAAAACGAAAAAGAUGAUUAUGUGUGUAAAGACGGGGCCAGUCAUUUUAUAAAUGAAAGACUCAUCAAACUCAUCAUCAAGAAAAAAAGAUGCAAAGAAUUUGUUCAACUCCUUGGAGAAAUGCCUUGUCAUAAAAAAAUCUUUGAUAAAAUUUUGGAGGUUCAGAGGAAGGAUAGAGAGUCGACACCAAUGGGUGCUUUGCAGAGGGAAACUCCUUUUAUACCAACAGAACAACUGUUGCAGAAACACGCUGCUUUUCUUUACUGGGAACUCGAGCCUCGUGAAAUUGCAGAUGAAAUGUUUCAAGAAGGUCACCUUACCCUUAGUGACCACGAUGAUAUAACAGACCUCAGACAAAAGUAUAAAAGACUCAGAGAACUUCUGGAGAUAUUGAAGAAAAAAAAUGACUUGUAUGAACCUUUUUGGUGUACGUUACAGUCCUUGGAGUAUACAACAGUGUUAGAUACAUUACGAACGGAUAAAGUAUUUAAAAACGAACUCUCCGAUUACGCUCUUUGUAUACAACACAGCUUUACUCUUCUUCAAGACGAACUUCCGGACAUUGACUUUGCUACAACCAUCAUUGAAAAUAUGCUUGAUAAAUCAAAUUUAAGCGACAUACACAGUACUACAAGUGUCAGGCGCAAAAAAUCCAAGCUGCUGAAAAUCCUUAUAAUGAAAGGAACAUCUGCUUGCGUGGAACUUUUCAAGGCAAUAGAAAUUUAUUUGAAAAGAAUAGAUUUGAUACAAAAAAUGAAAAGUAGAAGCGAGGCGAUAUUGCGAAGAGGUAAGCCGACUUUGUCUCCCAGUCUUCAACCUCUGACAAUAGCAUGCCUUAAAGAGCAUAAACAAUUUUUGCGAGAUCAACUGGAACCUUUAGAUAUAUGUGACUUCUUGUUUGAGGAAAAAGCAUUAGAGGUUUUUAAUCAUGACAUGAUUACAGAGAAUGGACGGCGAAAAAAACAGAUAAAACGUCUUCUUGAAACGGUUGAGGGGAAUGAAAACUGCUUUCAUUUUUUCUUGUACAUUCUCCAAAAAGAUGAAUAUAUGUAUGUUCUCGAGGAACUUAAAAGACCUGCUUCAGAAAUUAUUCAAGCUGAAAAGAAAAAUCAACCGGAAAUGAGAGUAUUUAACAGGGUAGAAAAAAUAUCAGGUCAUAUACAAAAUAAAACCAUUUUAGUUCAGCUGACAGAAGAGGGUCACACUGAAUCUCGGAUAGAACAAGCUUUAUAUAAUGAAUCCUCUAAUACUGGGAUUUUGAGUGAAGUUAUGACACAUCAACUGGACCUCGAGACUGUUUCCCACGGAUCCGUAGUCCUUCAGUUAAGACCAAUCACUGACCAAGCUGUUCAAACCUUGCUUAAUGCCAAACAUAACAAUAAAUUAGUGGAAAUGAUUUAUGGUAUGCUGAAACAAGUCGAUAUUGAAAAGAUAUUAAAUGACACAGAACCGUUAAAAAUCAGGGUCAACGUUUGUUACGCUAAUUCAGUAGAAGGAAAGCCAGAUGGGGAAAUUACAAACGCUGCACUGAUCAAAAAAAGAGUGAAGGCAUACAGAAAUGAUCUUCUCAAUGAAUUAGAGCCGAAGGCUUUAGCUUCCCUGUUAUCAAAAUCAGAAAUCUUUACCGAAAAUGACAUUGAAUUUGUUAAAAAAGCUCAUGGUUGUUCUGGAAGAGUUGAAAAUCUGUUGUCACUUGUUGAAAAUGGAGAUUCUCAGGUGGUUGAAGAGUUUGUGAAGAUCUUGAAUGAUCUUGGAUAUAGUCAUAUUGUGCAGUUGAUUGAUCCUCCUGAUAUUCAUAACAAAGCAGGCAAGAACUUACCAGACAUUUCAUGA